This is a messenger RNA of Sparassis crispa, 2574 nucleotides long. RefSeq names its product Ribonucleases P/MRP protein subunit pop1. The transcript is spliced from 13 exons. Gene Ontology annotation, cellular component: ribonuclease MRP complex; nucleolar ribonuclease P complex. The record is from RefSeq and is a predicted model, not a curated record. NCBI's taxonomy places the organism in Eukaryota, Fungi, Basidiomycota, Agaricomycetes, Polyporales, Sparassidaceae. Bases 1 to 2574 code for a protein of 857 amino acids. Gene Ontology annotation, biological process: tRNA 5'-leader removal.
AUGCCACCGAAACGCAAAGGCGGCGCCACCGGCAACGAUGAACCCACUUCGCGUGAACGGAAGAAACAGAAAACAGAACUUGCGCGCACAAUCGCCGUGCAACCCAAUAACACAAGUUCUACAGUCGCAACAGCCGGGAAUGCAGUGGCUGGUCCUUCUAGAUCUGUCCGAUUUAACAGCAUGGCUGGAUUGCCGGGUUCGUUAGAUGUCGAGAAGUUUGCUGAGGCUCGCGCAUAUGAGAUCAAUGCUAUGCACGAAGCCAUGAAGAGUGCGAGAUCGAACGCAACAAAGAGAGCUUGGCAGCUACUUCCGCGACACCUUCGUCGUAGGGCCGCGAGUCAUGAUGUCCGCCGUGUUCCCUUGCGUCUGCGGGACAAAGCCCGAGCAGAAAUGGAUCCUAUGCGCCGCAAGGCGUUGGGUCGCUCUCUGCCCAAGCGCGGCAAGAGCAAAGCGGUCAGUCGUAAUCAGCAGCUCCUCAAGCGACAACGUAGCAAGAAUUGGCUGGAGACUCAUCUAUGGCAUGCCAAACGGAUGAAGAUGGAGAACAUGUGGGGAUACAGGCUGGCAGUGGAACCGACUGAGAAGUCCUUCCGGCCCUCGCACAGAGCAUCGGUGCACGGAUCUAUUCUCCACGACGCAUCGUACUACGCAUUACUUCAGAUCCAAGGGCCGCAGAGUGUUCUGCGUGCACUCCUGGACAAUUGCUGUGAUUUCCAAGCGCCCAGUCCCGGAGCGAAAAGGUUCCUGACCGGCGCACGAGCUUGCGAGACGCAUAUAUAUAAGUACGGAUCGUACCCCUUCGACCUGAUUGCUCCCGUCCAUGUCAUAUGGCAGCCUGUGGUAAAUGAGAAAACGGACAAAGUGGCGACUCAAGAAGCACCUGCAGCGGCCUCAGCCGCUCCUUCUGGAGGCAAACGCAAGCGAAGGGGGAAGGGAAAAGCACCUGCGAAGGUAACGGGCUCUGCGGACACUACUGGCGCAGGCCUCGGUCGUACUGUAUGGAUCCGUUUCCACCCGUCAGUGGUCGCGGAUGUGCACCUGGCUCUGCGGACUGCCUCGUCCUUCGCUCUGGAGGCCUUCAAGAAGUCCAAUACGGACAAAGAAGUGGAAGUCGUGAUCACUGACCUCAGGGAGCGCGUCAAUGUGUUCGAGAUCAUGGGGCCGAAGUCAAGCCAGGUUCUGAAAGGUGCCUUGAAACCGACGACGGAGUCGAAGAGGGAAGACUUUGAUAAGUUCUGGAAGUCGCUCAAUGGCUUGCAAACUGCGGGAUCGCUCCCACGGGGGAUGGUUGUUGGUUGCACCGUCUACGAUCCGCGCCUCAGUUUCCCACCUAAGAAUGCGAAGCUCGACACCGACCCCCAUUUGACUUCUUCCCCAGCAUCAACCGUGUUCCCGUCUUCUGCCCUCGCUCAAAGUGAAAUUUGGAACGAAUCUAUGAGGAUUGGCCUCCAGAGACCGCGGUACAAGAAGAAGGAUAUUGACGAACGUAAAUCUAAGAACCUCAUACCCGGGACUCCCCUGCAAGCACAACGUCAAGACGAUCGUAUUCCCGUGCUGCUUAUCCAGCGGUCCGUCGAGAGCUCCUCUCCUAUCUCUCAGUCCGAUUCGAACCACGCCAGCACCUCAGCCGCUCUCCACGGCUGGACUCUGAUCAUACCCUCGGGAUGGGGCAUGCCCUUCCUCUCAUCGCUAGUCUACACGGGCACCCGCGUUGGAGGCCAGCGCGAGUGCCAAACGCAGGCGUUCGAAGGCGGCUGCGCGUAUUUUCCGCGCGACUACCCUUCCACCGACGCGUAUAGCGAGUACGCCGAGGCGCGGGAGGAGACGGAGCGAGAGCGGUGGGAGCGCAAGCCGCCUGCGAAGCGGCCGAACUUCGAGAAGAUGGGCACGUGGAACCCGUGGCAGGCCGAUUGGGGCGUCGUCUUGGGCCUGGAGGAGCCUUGGGCUCGUGAUGAUGGCGGGUUUCUUCCUGCACAACGGGAGCCUGCGCCAACUGCGCCGACUCAAGGGGACAUGGGCCAGAAAUUACAGCCUUGGCUGAUGCGUUGUGCGGAACUGCCCUCGAUCUUGGACAAAGUGUCGACGAUGUUCAACCCCGGCGCGUACCUGCUCGACUAUGUCAACCAGGUGCGGACGAAGCGCCAUCAGGACCCGUUGAACGCCAGCAUCAAGGCGGACGAGCUGUGGAAGAGCUCGCUCGUGAUGGUCAGGGUGGUUCUUCGUGGCAGGGGCUCUCCUGAGGACCUUGCGAUCAUAUAUAGCAUGAAUGACGAGGAGGUGAGAAAGCACAAGAAGGCCGAAGCUGGCGGGACACAUCGCGAUGCCAUUUCCGACGAUGAUGAGAAAGAGCCCUCCGAGUUGAUCCCGUCUCAAGAUUCCAUAAUCGGGUAUGUCACCACUGGUCAUUAUUCGCUGUCUCGAGGCGAAGGACACGCGAUCGGCGCAGUCCCAGUAGCACGUCUACUGGAGCUGAAGCAGCAAGAAGAGAGACUGCGUAUAGGAUCAGGGUUCCUAGUGAAGAUUCGUAACCGCGACCAGACGAUUUGUCGAGCGGCCCUUCUGGAAGUGCUUUGA